Prunus mume (Japanese apricot) is the source of this 1237-nucleotide messenger RNA. Its product is annotated as MIZU-KUSSEI-like protein (Protein of unknown function, DUF617). Gene Ontology annotation, biological process: hydrotropism. The record is from RefSeq and is a predicted model, not a curated record. Lineage: Eukaryota; Viridiplantae; Streptophyta; Magnoliopsida; Rosales; Rosaceae.
UCUCAAUUUCUUCUUGUUACAGGUAGGUAGGUGCUGCUCACCUUCUUUUUGUCAGGAUUCUCUUGCCAGUCUCUAAAGUAUGACAAAAGGUGUUGCAAGCAAACAAUAACGCCCCCAUAUAACCACUAGAAUAGAAGCAACACAAUCAGAUCUUUCUCCAUCUUUUUUACUCCUCUCCAUUGAUUCCCAUAGUCAUACCAACCAAUUAAUUAACCUCUGUAGACUUCCACUCCUUCUUUGCUCUCUCUCUCUCUCUUCCUAAAUUUCCCAGAUGAGGACAAUUAUGGCCAAGACCCCUCAUGACUCUUCUUUCUCUUUCUCCAGGAGGUACUUCCACUGGAAAAAGAAAGUGGAGGAUGAUGAAGAAGAUGACCACGAAAUCUUAAACUUCAACUCAUCAUACUCGCAUUUCUCUGAGGAAUCAGAGAAGGAUGAACAGGAGCUUAGAAUCCCAGUCCCAACAGACACUGCUUUGAUCCCCGCAAUAAUACCACGCAAGAAACAUUCUCUGAUGUCAGUGUCCAAGCUCCGCUCAGCUCUCACAGUGUUUGGUAAGAGCCGCUCUCGCUCUGGCCUUGGCACCAGAGUCAUGGGUACUCUGUUCGGCUAUCGUCGUGGACAUGUUCAUCUGGCAUUUCAAGAAGAACCCAAGUUGAGCCCUGCCUUCCUGAUCGAGCUUGCAACACCUACAAGUGUUUUGGUUCGAGAAAUGGCUUCUGGGUUGGUGCGGAUUGCCUUGGAGUGCGAGAAGAAAACAGAGAAGAAAGGUUUGAAAAUGCUUGAGGAGCCACUCUGGAGGACUUACUGCAAUGGAAAGAAAUGUGGGUUUGCUAUGAAGCGUGACUGUGGACCUGGGGAGUGGAAGGUUUUGAAAGCUUUGGAGCCAAUUUCAAUGGGGGCUGGUGUUUUGCCAGGAAGUGAAGAUGGAGUUGGAGCUGAGGGUGAGCUCAUGUACAUGAGAGCUAAGUUUGAGAGAGUUGUGGGGUCUAAGGACUCUGAGGCCUUCUACAUGAUGAACCCUGAUGGUUCUGGAGGUCCUGAACUUAGUAUUUAUCUGCUUAGAGUCUAGAAAGCUCAUUGAGCCAUAAAAAUUUGGAGGUUUAGUUCUUUCUCCAUGUACCUGUCUUUCUUGUUCAUUCGGAGCCAAGUAAGAAUAUGGGUUGAUCACUCGUAUCAUGCUUCAGAAUUUUAGGCAGUGGGGGGGUUAUGGGAUAAUAGCAUACCAGAGGUAGGCAGU